Molecule: messenger RNA, 1838 nt
Organism: Cucurbita pepo subsp. pepo (vegetable marrow)
Lineage: Eukaryota; Viridiplantae; Streptophyta; Magnoliopsida; Cucurbitales; Cucurbitaceae
Product: O-glucosyltransferase rumi-like protein (DUF821)
Source: RefSeq, a predicted model, not a curated record
UUAAAAUUUUAAAAUGGGGUAAGAGAUUUUUGGAGUACUUUUCUAAGGUUCUUAUUAGACACGUCAAUCAAUCACAUUAAAACCUCCAUUUUUGUUCUCUUCUUCACAACUUCAAUCUUCCAUUUUUUCAACCAACACCCAUCUACCAUUUUUCCCGACAAGUCAAAUUUCGCCGGACCGCCUCUCCUCCGCCCACUGUCAACUGCGCCGGUGGGCCUGAAGCUGAAAAGGAGACAACGUUAAACAAUGAGGGACGCCGGAUUCCACCAGAGGUUCUCAAAUUAUGCCUCUUGGGUCUCUCGCCACUUCUCAGAUCAUCUCUUCAAGCCAUCUCUCAAGUCUCCGGCGAGAUUCUCUCUCAUUCUCUUCUUCUCUCUCUUCCUCCUCGCCGGCGCGUUCCUCUCCACGCGUCUCCUCGAUUCAAAUACGGCAGGGGGUAAUUUUAGAGGGAGCAACAACACUUCCCAAAUACCGAAAAUGCCACUCCGACGACGACAAGUCGAAUUCCCACUCGAUUGCACGUCCUUCAAUAACGUGAAGGCCGGUGUCUGCCCUGCCAGCUACCCGACCAAUUGGACAUUGGAGGAAGAUCCGAAUCAUCCAGAACCAGUGACGUGUCCGGAUUACUUCCGUUCGAUUCACGAGGACCUGAGGCCGUGGGCCCGGACGGGGAUCACGAGGGCCACGAUGGAGGCUGGCCAACGGACGGCGAAUUUCCGGCUGGCGAUUGUGAACGGGAAGGCUUACGUGAAGACUUAUCGGAAGUCGUUUCAGACGAGAGAUACUUUUACGGUGUGGGGGAUCCUACAGUUGCUACGGAGGUACCCUGGGAAAGUGCCUGAUUUGGAGCUGAUGUUUGAUUGCGUUGACUGGCCUGUGAUUUUGACUUCCCAUUUUAGUGGGCCUAAUGGGCCGGCCCCACCUCCUUUGUUUCGUUAUUGUGGAGAUGAUGCCACGCUGGAUAUUGUUUUUCCUGAUUGGUCCUUCUGGGGUUGGCCAGAGAUCAAUAUAAAGCCAUGGGAGCCAUUGUUGAAGGACCUAAUAGAAGGGAACAAAAAGAUCCCAUGGAAGAGUAGAGAGCCUUAUGCUUAUUGGAAGGGAAAUCCGGAGGUUGCCGAAACCCGAAAAGAUCUACUUAAAUGCAAUGUCUCCGACCAACGAGAUUGGAAUGCUCGUGUAUUCGCUCAGGAUUGGAUGAAAGAAUCCCAGCAAGGAUACAAGCAAUCAGAUCUUGCAAAGCAAUGUGUUCAUAAGUACAAAAUCUAUAUUGAAGGAUCAGCUUGGUCUGUAAGUGAAAAAUACAUUCUUGCUUGCGAUUCCGUUACAUUACUCGUAAAACCGCGCUACUACGACUUCUUCACGCGAGGUCACGCGAGGUCUAUCAAAUUUGCAGUUGAUUGGGGCAACAGCCAUCAGCAAAAGGCGCAGGCCAUUGGCAAGACAGCAGCCAGUUUCAUCCAAGAGGAGCUGAAAAUGGAGUAUGUAUAUGACUACAUGUUUCAUCUCCUAACACAAUACUCUAAACUUCUAACAUUCAAGCCAACGAUACCGCCCGACGCGAUCGAGCUUUGUUCCGAGGCCAUGGCUUGUCCAGCUCAAGGGCUCACUCAAGAAUUCAUGACAGAAUCGUUGGUGAAGAGCCCUGCAGAGACAAGCCCCUGCACUCUGCCGCCGCCAUAUGAUCCGGCAUCGCUUCUUUUUGUUCAUAGUACAAAACAGAGUUCAAUCAAACAAGUGGAACAAUGGGAGACAACUAAAAGUAAGCAGCCAUAGACAAAAACUCAUCUGGGUGUUGUUCUUCAACAUGUUUUCUUCUCAAAGUUCUAAUCUUUUUCAUA